GUGCCUCUCCCACACUCCUCCACUAUCACUGCACGUGCACCGAAAGCUAGAAAGAGGCAAAAAUUUUGUGGAAACACCGUUGCCAGCCGGGAUUUCCAACGGGCGGGGCUUGUUGGUCGCAGAUUGUGUUUCGCCUGGCGGGAAGGUGUGACGGGAAGUGUGCGACUCUUUGGAAAUCGUAUCCAUGACUGAAACACAGCAAGGCUUAUUCGAUGUGACCGAAUGAAACACAGCAAGGCCAAAGCUCAUUGAAGCAAGCACGAACGGAACACCGUAACUCAUCCUAAUCUGAUGCCACCGGUAUCUUUCUCAUAUAUUUGUUUUCGUGCCCUCCACCCUCUCAAGAGUCCAACCCCACCCAAAGUCCACUCUAACCACAUACAGUACCGUAGUAACCCACUUACAGCACCUUUCUAUCUGAAGAUCCACUCCCAACACAAGCUUCCAAGUCAAAGUAAGUAUCUUUCUACCGUAAUAGAAAAAAGACCAUGAUGAACGUUUUCUUCCUGAUGGUGGCAAGCCUUGCUUUUGGCGCUCCAUCUGCUUCUGCUACUAGUAGGAGUGGUGGAAAGCUCAAUGUCAAGGCAGCAGCGACAUUUCAUCGGAAUGUGAAUGAAGCCAUUGCAACCUUUCCAAAGCAGCAUCCCGAAAACUCCAUUACUUCCACAAAGGAACAGAACAAUGGUGGAAAGCCCUCUUCCAACAACAACAACAACAACAACAACAACAACAACAAUGGUCAUCAUCUCCGCCGCCAUUUGGCUGGCAUGGACCAAGAUGAAACUUGCGAGGACAACUUGGUUUCUUGCCUGGACACACUCUCCACGUGCGGCGGCGGUGAUGGAGGAGGUGAUGCUCCCAGCUACCUCUUUACUCAAAUGGCCAAUUCUUGUACGCUUCAUAAACUGGAUGAUGGUUAUGAAUUGAGGACCGAUGAUAUGGAUGAUGACACCUACCAAUUCAGUGAUCGUCCCUUCAAGAUUGAGGAUACCAUCCCUACCUCACAGUUCUUUGACAGUUUCGAUGAAUUUUUUGCAAGCGGCCCACCCAAUGCUGCCUUUACGUUUGUUCACUCUGAUCUGGACCAGUUUGAAGGCCCCUUGGUGGCUGUACAGGUGGAUGCCAUGUACACCUUUGCUACAGAUGAUGACAAAAGCCAAGUCACCUAUACCUAUGUGCUGGAACAAAGUGACUCUCAGGCUGAUGUGGUUGCUCUGGAAGAUUUUUUCAAUGAUGGAAGUGACAUGAUUACAUUUGAAGAUUGCUCCAUUUUCAUUGAUUCCUCGUCUUCCUGUAAUCCCACAGCAGGAUACGAGUACUGUCCUUCCCAGGGCUGUGUCCGACCAUGGGAUCCCAGUGUGACUGAGGAAUGUUGCAACAGUCUGGAAGGAUACGCCUAUGCACUUGGUUGUACCAUUACCAGCACAACCGGAUGCUGCAACUCUCAUACAGAGCCACCCACAUUGUCUCCCACUCCAUCCUGUGUUUCGGAUGGUGGCUACCAGUAUUGUGCCGCCCAGGGUUGUGUUCGACCUUGGGAUUCCACUGUGACUACAGAAUGCUGCGACCAACUGGAAGGAUACCAAUAUGCGUUUGGUUGCACCCCCACAGACACUGAAUCGUGCUGCAAACCUAGUGGAAGCGAUCCACCAUCACCUGCUCCCACUCCAACUUGUUCUUCUGGUUACGAGUACUGUGCUGAUCAGGGCUGCGUCCAGCCAUUGGACUCCGAUGUCUCCCUUGUGUGCUGCGACCAACUUGGAUACUUUUAUUUGAUUGGCUGUACCCCCACCAGCACAAAAGGAUGCUGCUCGGGUUCGCCCGAGUAGUUAGAUGGUGCUAUCUGCCUUCCCUGGCGACUGGCUGUUGUGAUGUUCUCGAGUAGAUACUCAUGGCAUGGUUGAUGAAUAGCUCCAGGACAGCAGAGAUGACAUGAUGGUAGGAUGUGCUGGCUAGCCUAGACGAUAAAGAAAUGCAAUAGUCUAGAGAUGAUUCUGCUU
Molecule: messenger RNA, 2000 nt
Organism: Seminavis robusta
Lineage: Eukaryota; Bacillariophyta; Bacillariophyceae; Naviculales; Naviculaceae
Source: the annotation of a GenBank genome assembly